Molecule: messenger RNA, 2816 nt
Organism: Episyrphus balteatus (marmalade hoverfly)
Lineage: Eukaryota; Metazoa; Arthropoda; Insecta; Diptera; Syrphidae
Gene: Teh4
Exons: 9
Coding region: 621-2150 (509 amino acids)
Biological process (GO): regulation of sodium ion transport
Molecular function (GO): sodium channel regulator activity
Source: RefSeq, a predicted model, not a curated record
UCGUUGCAAGUUGUUUCAAGCUCCAAAAAGACUUAACGUUUCGCGUUGCGAGCUCACCUCAUCAUAUAUAUUUUUUUUCUUUUCCCUUUUUUUUAUGCAUUUCCAUGGUGGUUAAGAUAUAGUUUCUCCAAAAACCUUAUAUUCACCCAAGUUAAAUCACGUUUUUUGUAGUGAAAUUGUUAAAGAAUCCUUUUGUAAAUAUAUGUCACAAAGAUAAAAAAAAAAAAACGACAUCAAAGCCCCUCCCAACCCCCCCUUCCACUACUGGCCAUACAAAAUUCCUCUUUUUUUAAUGUCGUUUUAUUGAUAUGAAAAUCCAAGUGUGUGAGUUUUUGUGGCUUUUUAACACAAAUAAAACAAAAUUUUGCUAACCAAAAGUUUAACCUUAAUUUACAAGGCAAAAUUUCCAAAACAAUAAACUUCUUUGCGGAGUGUGUUUGUGCAUGUGUGUGUGUAAAUGUGGGUCCUUGCACCCUUCAAUUAAGUAAUUGUGUGCAGGCGUAGACAAUAAAAACCAUCUCGAAAAAAAAAACAGAAACAGACGCCAGCGGUGUUGAGGUCAACCGCAAUAGGACAUCCCUUCAACAAAACACCAACACCAACAAAAAGCAACAACAAAAAUGGGUAGACGAAAAAACAAACCAAGACUUAUACCCGAACAGGAUAAACGAAUCUGUGGAUCAAUAUGCUUCUGCCAGUUGACCAUGGUGCUGUCAUGUGUUUCCAUUGUUUACCUUAGCGUUGCAGUUUACUCACCUUCCUUUCAAGCCUUCAAAUCAGGAUUCGAACUUGAUCCGGUAAUGUGCCAAACGGUCGAUAUACAAAUGCCAAAUAAUUGUCCAUGGGCCUCCUGUGGGGAAUGGUGUCUGACCAAGACGAGCGGCUUUUGUCCACAAAUUCAUUCGGUGGUGCGACGUAAUGGCACCGAUAUUCAGCUCAACAAUUGCACAAGGAUAACAACAACUUCAUGUCCGAUGAUCGACUUACAAAAUUUAAAGAAAUUCAACUGUAAUAAUGGCACAGCAUGCAACAACCUACGCGGUGUAUUCAACUGUUCAAAUGGACACUGCAAGAAUAUGUCAGAAUUUUUUCUAUGCCAUCACAAAGCUGACGGGCCCACACUAAAUUCCGAAAAGGACAACACAAAGCUAAACGGUUUCUUUGAAUGCCGAGGUAUUCAAUGUACAAAAAUAAAGAAGCCCUUCCUAUGUGACCGCUAUUGUUCCAAGAUAACUACAACAAAAAUUAAUGUCCUGUUGAUGCAAGACAAUAAUCUAGUGACGGCGGAAUGUGAGCACGGAGUGGCAUUUAAUGAGGCCCGAGGCCCCAACAAGGGAGUCCGUAUUCCACCCACCGAUUUCUGGAAAGAAGAUGAUGGCGAUUUGUUGGCAAAUUGUAUGACUGUUGCAAAGGAGGGCGAUAAAAUUGUAGCUACUGACUGCCUUAAUGGAACUCUAUUGGACCACGACAUUUUUCCACAUCCCUUUAUGAAUUUCACCCAAUUCUGGGAAAUUUACGACAAAAGCAACAAUAUUUUAGAUCCAGACCAGAGAUUUCUACCGAAGCAAGACAAUCUAACAAUUUAUAGUUGGAAGAAAUUGUUCAUUAACUUGGAAGGAUGCGUGAAUACUUUGCGGGGAGAAUGCAAGGAUUUUGUAGCACGUUAUGGCAGUGAUGGUGAUAAUGAUACAGCACAAUCAAGAUAUCAAUGUUUUUAUAACAAGGAAGAAUCAGUUCCUUUUGUAGUUGCACGAUUUGAUUUGGAUAAAACUUAUAAGGAACUUUUGAUAGCAUUAAUACUUCCGAUUGUCUUGUUUGUUCUUUCAUCAAUUUCAUUAUGCAUUAUUACGAAUACAGUUAAGGUUGGUGAUGAUGCAAAGAUGAGAUGUGUUUGUUCAGCUGAUGAUUCAGAUGGGGAAGGAGCUAUUGGUAUGGGACUGAGGAACAAUGAUCGAUAUCAAGAUGAAGAUUGUCCAAUGGGACUUGCAGAUUUGCCAGAGGACCAACCCACCGAUACUCAUGAAAUGAUCGGAAGUACAAAAUCAUUAAUUCCAAUAAGUCCGUGCGAGGAAACAGCCGAUAAUGCCUUCCAUCAUGACGAAAAGGCAUCAAAGUGUGAUGCUCCGGAAAAACCAUUAGUGGUCAUUUAAUGAAAUUAAAAAUGCAAUUUACUAUGCAUUACACACACACACAUACAAACACACUUCUGUUAAAACCUAUUCCUCUUACUAAAAAUAUCUUUUUGAUUAUAUACAACAUACAUGUUUUCUAAACUCUACAUACAUUAACACUCAAGCUAGCUGGACUUAAAAUAUACUACCUUAAAGGAAAAAAAAAAAUAAGAAGAAAGUUUCAACAAAAUUCAAAAACACUCGUUUACUGCCGCAUAACAUGGGUACAACAACAAAUUUUGAAAAAAAAUAAGCAACAACCAACACGAAAAGAAAACAUACAAAAUUGCAUUACUUUAUGAAGUAAAAGCUUAUAGCUUCAAGGGAUGUAAUUAAAAGAGGUUAUAUACAGAGAAUGGGUUGUAAAAUAUAUGUAGCAAAGUCCGUGAGGAAUUAGGAAUGUAAAAUGGAUUACCUACGGACGGUUGUUUUCACAGUAGCCAUCAUCUAUACCUACUCCAUGAGGAGACUUAAGCUUUUUUAAUUUCUUGUGGGGCAAUUCAAUUUUUUGUUUAAAUAAUUUUUUAAUAACAUUUUAAAACAACUUGAGGGGUUAAGUAAAAUGCAUUUAUCUUUAAAGAGAUUGAAACUUAUACAAAGAGAAAAAAAAAAACAAUUGUUUUGUAGUCAAAAGUAUUAUUUUAG